Molecule: messenger RNA, 1492 nt
Organism: Daucus carota subsp. sativus
Lineage: Eukaryota; Viridiplantae; Streptophyta; Magnoliopsida; Apiales; Apiaceae
Product: probable ribose-5-phosphate isomerase 2
Exons: 1
Coding region: 369-1154 (261 amino acids)
Biological process (GO): pentose-phosphate shunt, non-oxidative branch
Molecular function (GO): ribose-5-phosphate isomerase activity
Source: RefSeq, a predicted model, not a curated record
UCCCCUCUCCGCCAGUCAUUUACAGAGAUUGCCAAACUCUUGUCCCGCAUAUACAUACAUUAAUUUGUAUGUAUUUUGUUUCUUAAACCCCCCAUCUCUCCCUCUUAAACCCCUGCAUUUUCCUUUUUUCCCCUCCACUCCAUGUGAGUUAAGCUCUGUCCAUCCAUUUUUAAGAUAAUCUUUUCUCUUUAUUUAUUUAUUUUUCCCAAAAAGAUUUGAUUUUUUUCAUCUUUAUAUACCCUCAUGCCCCCCUAUUAUAUUUGUGCACCACACAACCCUAAUCUCCCAUUCAGUUCUUCACAUAAACCCUAGCUUUCUUUUAUUUCAUUCUAUUUUUUUAGAUAAAGAUUGCAUUUUUAUAGCAUAAAAUGGCUCUUGCGCACCCUAAUUUCAUUGGGUCAGAAGUGGAUUCUUCUGUAAAGGUGUCUUCAGAAUCCCCAAUUAACUUGACCCAAGAUGAAUUAAAGAAAAUUGCAGCUUACAAAGCUGUCGAAUUUGUCGAAUCGGGUAUGGUUUUGGGCUUGGGUACCGGGUCGACAGCUUGUCAUGCUGUUGCCAAAAUUGGGGAGCUUUUGCAACAGGGGAAGCUCAAAAAUAUUGUGGGAAUUCCCACUUCAAAAAAGACCCAUGAACAAGCUAUUUCAGUGGGCAUUCCCCUGUCGGAUCUUGAUUCGUAUCCGGUUAUCGAUCUUGCUAUCGAUGGAGCGGAUGAGGUGGACCCGUUUUUGAAUUUGGUUAAGGGGAGAGGUGGGUCUCUGUUGAGGGAAAAAAUGGUGGAAGGUGCUUGUAAGAAAUUUGUGGUGAUUGUGGAUGAAACGAAGUUGGUUAAUUACUUAGGGGAGAGUAAAUUGGCAAUGCCGGUUGAGAUUGUGCCUUUUUGUUGGAAAUUUACUGCUCGGAGGCUUGAAUUGAUGUUUGAGGAGGCGGGUUGUGUGGCGAAGCUUAGGAAGGUUAGUGAAGAUGGCGAAAUAUACGUGACUGAUAACGGAAAUUAUAUUAUUGACUUGUAUUUAAAGAAAGAUAUUGGUGACUUGAAAGUUGCUAGUGAUGAAAUUCUGAGGCUUGCCGGUGUUGUGGAGCAUGGAAUGUUUCUUGAUAUGGCUACUACGUUGAUUGUGGCUGGCAAGCUUGGCGUUACCGUGAGGAAUAAGUAGUUUACUCAAAGAUGGAGGUAGUUUAUAUGUACCAUUUCAUAGCUAAUAGACUUAUAUGUGUAGGAGAUUGAAAUGUUUUAGUGGAUGAGUGGGAUGGGAGUUCUGAUUAGCUAUACGUUUUAAUAUUGGCAUGCUGAGGACAGAGGAUGUGCAUCGACAUAUUUGUUGGUGUUAUUCCUUUUUGCUUUAAAUUUUGGAUUGUGUUGAUCUCAAUUCUUUACUGUGGAGAUUGUUCUUCUCAUAAUUAUGAGAAGAGCCAUUUUACAUGCUUGUGAUUGUACUUCGGAGAACUGAUUCUUAUUCUUAUCAAGCUCAAUGUUCAGAUUGGAUUAGUUAGA